AUGCGUGGGGUUAGGUGCCUGAGGCUGAAGAAGGCAUGUCGCGCACAGCCACCGGGCGCACACAGGCGCAAGCCUCGACAGGAAUCAGAUGUCACCCGUCUAGAACAAAAGCUCGACGGGGUGACGGCGAUCCUGACUGCCUCUCAGCUUGGAGCCUUGAAAGCCACCGACAGCCCGCUGCAACUGCCCACCGUGCCAUUGCUCUCCUUGACCACAUGCUUCGACCAGUUUAUCAAGAGCAUGGAUGAGGCGCGACUGAUGUUGGACGUGUUCCGGAACGAAUUCAUGCCUUAUUUCCCGUUCGUCGUCAUCCAACCGCAUACGAGUCUGGAGGAGCUUCGGGAACGAAAGCCCUUCCUCCUGAUGGUGGUUAUGUUGGUCACUUGCCGACACGAUAUAACACGACAGACGGCGUUGGGGAAGACGCUCAAAGAACUCAUCGGCCAGAAGGUGAUGACUCACGGUGAACAGAGCCUGGACUUGCUACAGGGCCUUCUCAUUUACCUGGCUUGGUAUAAUGUAAACAUCCACCUCGGAGGCCAACUCACAGUCAUCGUCCAUCUGGUCAUGUCGGUGAUGAUUGAUCUCGGCCUGAACAAGCACUAUGUCCCUCGAAAGUAUGCGAAGCCUCAAAGGGACUAUUUCCGCUUGGACCGACAAGAGGGAGCAAGGGAGACGCUGGAGGACCGUCGAACUUAUCUUGGUUGCUUUUACUUGACCUCUCUAAUAUCGAUGACUGCCCGAGAUUUCGAAGCCAUCCGAUACACCAAGUACACUGAAGAGUGCUAUACGAUAAUAUCCGAAGCAGCUGAGCUUCCAAGCGACAUCUACCUUGUCCAGCUCACCAGGCUAAGCUAUUUUGUCGACAAAAUAAGCCGUACAAUUAUCCAAAGAGAUUGGGAUCCCUCUUCCAGUAUUUCUGCUCCAAUCGGAGCCUACGUGAAGUCACUGGAGGCUGAGCUGCGCAAGUACAAAGCUUCCAUGACGCUUGAUAUUGCCCAAAGUGAAGUGCUACUUCUCAUGCACUACCACGCGGUCGAGACAUUUUUGUGCGAGAUCGCUCUAGAUGAAAAUGUUCCUGCGUCGAGAUACGGGUCAUUCUCCACCACGCGUCUCGACCUGCUGUUCGCUUGUCUCACAUCUGCAAAGAAUUUCUUUGAGCUCUUCCACUCGUUGCCUUCCUCGAUAUAUUUCGACCUCCCAUACUGCAUAUUUACCAUCGUCAGCCACCUCUUUGUGGACUUGUCCAAACUUGCUCUCUGUCAGCAUGAGGGCUGGGACCAGAACUACGUUGCGUCAUGUCUAAAUUUUGGCGAUGUGAUGGACCGGCUCUCGAAGAAGACCAAAGAAGCAAGCGAGUUUCUCCAAACCAACCAGUCGGCGGCCGAGGCCACAUCUUCACAAAAUACUUUGCCGCGCUGUGUACCACCGAUCUGGCUGACGGUGCCGGCCAAGAUACAAGACAUCAAGGCCGUGCACGAGGCGAGGCGAGCAGAACAAUCCAGAAAGGCUCAGUCAGAGAGUCAGGAUUGUGACGUCGGAGUCGAAUUACCCGGACUGCCGUUCGAGUCUGCGCUGCUGCCAGAUACUUUCAGCUUCUUUGAGUGUCUCGACGAACCGUUGUGGCAGAACUGGGCCUAG
Messenger RNA from Fonsecaea monophora, 1641 nucleotides. RefSeq lists its product as hypothetical. Gene Ontology annotation, cellular component: nucleus. Gene Ontology annotation, biological process: regulation of DNA-templated transcription. Gene Ontology annotation, molecular function: transcription cis-regulatory region binding; DNA-binding transcription factor activity, RNA polymerase II-specific. Bases 1 to 1641 code for a protein of 546 amino acids. The record is from RefSeq and is a predicted model, not a curated record. The transcript has 5 exons. Lineage: Eukaryota; Fungi; Ascomycota; Eurotiomycetes; Chaetothyriales; Herpotrichiellaceae.